This is a messenger RNA of Toxotes jaculatrix (banded archerfish), 1687 nucleotides long. RefSeq names its product methyltransferase-like protein 24. The transcript is spliced from 5 exons. NCBI's taxonomy places the organism in Eukaryota, Metazoa, Chordata, Actinopteri, Toxotidae. The record is from RefSeq and is a predicted model, not a curated record. Bases 51 to 1217 code for a protein of 388 amino acids.
UCGCAGGGCACCACACCGGAGAUGUUCCCCGGUGUCGCCACGGAGGAGGUAUGCGGACCUGUGCGCGAUGGUGGGGCCGAGGUAGUCUCCCCCUCCGCUCGGGAAUUCUACUUCUUUUAAUCCCACCGUUUCUCCUCGCGCUCCAGCUCCUCGUUGUGGUCGGGCCGCGGCUACCUCGAGCCGGAAGGGUCGCGGCGGCGGCGGCGACGGAGGAGGAGCGUGAGGGCGCGGUUGCCUUUUCCGUUAUCAGCAUCGAACCGGAGAGGAACUCGCGCCGUUGGGGAGCCCCGUCCCGGCGACCGGGUUUGAAGGAAGAGGAUGAGGAGGAGGUGGUAGAGGUGGAAGAUGGGGAAAGGAGGGAGGGGACACGAGCCUAUGAGGAUGAGAACGAAAUACACUGGCGCCAGGUUGGAUCCAGAGCACUGGAGGUGCAGCCGUGGGCGGCCGACAAGCCGUCAUUCGCAGCAGAACUCAGUCGUAUCAUCACAUACAUCACCAGCCCACAGCUGAACUGCUCCAGGGUUUUAUCUCCAGGUCAGGCUCAGGCCUCGCAGCCCCCUGUACCUUCACACCACUGGCUGCUGUGUGCCGAGGACUGGCUCCUUCCAGCUGCAGACAGACCAUGUGUUGCAUACUCCUUCAGUAUGGAUGGAAGAGAUGCAGACUUUCUAAAGACUGUGUCAGGGCUAGGAUGUGAAGUGCACAGUUUCGAUCCCAGCAACUCCAACAAAUCUUAUGGUCACCUUGGCAACAGUUUGGCUAGUAACCAUGGUGAUGGAGGUGUGGUUAGCCAGCACAAGAUGUGGCUGGAGUGGCGCGCUCCAAGGAAGCGCAAGCACAAGACAAGAGGCAACCUGGGUAGUGUUUCUCAAACACUGGCAGACAUCAUGGCAGCUCUGGGACAUCACACAGUUCACUUUCUAUAUGCUGACCUGCUCAGUGCUGAGUGGCGAGUUUUCCAGAACUGGAUUGAGUCAGGAACUCUGCAGAGUGUCCAUCAUCUGGUUGCCACAGUGCACCUGCAGUGGGCCGGGUUUGAGGUGGGAGGAACUGAUGAGGAAGUGCUCCGCUAUUGGUUCAGCAUCCUACAGGGUCUCCACGCAUCUGGAUUCAAGCUGGUCCACAGCUCUGCAGGAGAGGGUCACAGUGUCCUUAAACGGACAGUAGCAAAUGCUCACAGCUCCUACACACUCAGCUGGGUCAACACAAGACACUGACACUCACACACGAAUGGGCACAGGUGUACACACAUGACUAGACAUUGUGGAUGGCCUCAAACAAAAAGGAGAGGAGGCUUUACAUAGUUGGUGAAGUUUCUUACAAAACUUUUUUCCCCUUUCAUUUCAAGCACACACAUUCCUUGACAUGACAUCUCCCUCUAGUGGAGAUGAAAGGAUCUUCCCUUUUUAUGACUCCACCCUCAGAGGGAAACACUGUUGUCUGUACAUAAUAGUGGCUAAUUUGACUAAAUAUGGAGCAGAAGGGAGGCUUGCUGAUUUAACUGGGCAACAGCGCAAUAAUAUGAUAAUUACAGCCACAGAUUUUACUUUGUCUCACUUGUAACAUAAAAAAACAGCAAAUAUGUAAAUUGUAGCUUCUGCUGGAUUGUGUCCUGAUUACUCCAAAAUACCAAACAGCUGUCUAGUAGCCAUCGACACAUUUCACUUCUUUUUUUUUUUUUUUAGUU